Molecule: messenger RNA, 1200 nt
Organism: Mercenaria mercenaria
Lineage: Eukaryota; Metazoa; Mollusca; Bivalvia; Venerida; Veneridae
Product: zinc finger protein 39-like
Exons: 1
Coding region: 1-1200 (399 amino acids)
Biological process (GO): regulation of transcription by RNA polymerase II
Cellular component (GO): nucleus
Molecular function (GO): RNA polymerase II transcription regulatory region sequence-specific DNA binding; DNA-binding transcription factor activity, RNA polymerase II-specific
Source: RefSeq, a predicted model, not a curated record
AUGGGGGAUAAUGACUUUUGGGCUUCUGUAUAUGAUAAAAACUCUGUGAAUGAUGAUGACUUCCAAAGGGAAUUACUGAGAUUAAACACUCUUUUAACAAACGACUCACAACAAACGAUACAUUCGUGUGACAGGUGCAAUGCAAAAUUUAGUAAAAAGUCAAAUUUGAAACGCCACAUUCAAAACAAUAUAUGCAAUAAAGAUAAAGCCAGACAUUCGUGUAAACUCUGCAAAGAAGUGUUCACAAAUAAAACAGAUUACGUGAAACACGAGAAAGAAUCACAUUCAAAGUAUGCAUGUGAAAAGUGCAAAUGUACCUUUUCAAACAACUUUAACUUAAACAGGCAUGUAAAGAAAAAAUCGUGUGUUCCUCUAUCUAAACAUAUUUGCAAAACCUGCAACAGCCAAUUUUCAAAAGCAUACAAUUUAAAAGUUCAUCUUGAGAACGACGUUUGUAAAAAAGAGAAACUCAUUUGUGGAGACUGUGGGAAAACCUUUGAAAAGGAAUGGUUUCUCAAAAGACACAAGGAGAAUAGACUCUGCAAAAGAGGAAAGUACCUUGUGGGAAAGGGAAACCGUAAUACCCUAAAUGAUGUCACAGACCAUACAAAUAAGCCAGUUUGUAGCAAAUGUCGCAAAUCCUUUUCGUGCAAGUCAUCUUUAGCGAGACAUAUUAAACGAAACUUAUGCAGUAAAAUUUCAAACAAUGUGUUCCAGUGCAAUCGCUGUCAGAAAAUGUUUUCAUCAGCCGCAUACCUUAAACAUCACAGCGUCAGAGUACAUGGAAUCAGGUUUGAAGCACCUGCUAACAGGGCUGAAGCACACGACAGUGACAGCAAUUCGGACCAAAGCAGUGACGACAGUAAUGACGAAAGAAAUGCACCAGUUAUCCCGAUGCAUGAUGGUCCUCUCCUCCAGUUCCGGCGAAUAAUGUUCAACAGCACCGUGGUUAGGUAUAAACUUACCACUGUAGCUACAGAGAAAUAUGACCUACUGUAUUUUUUUGCUAACAGAAAGAAUCAGCUGAAAGAAAACAUUGUCAGAGAGCUAACCCGUUUGCAAAGCGUAAAGUGGUAUGUUGCCGUUAAGGUUAAUAUGGACAGAAGAGAUAUCAACGGCGAGGUUGUAGACGAGGCCUCUCCAGUGUUCAAGUCCCUCACAAAGCCAGUUUGUCUGAAGACACAAUUGAUGGUCAAAUAG